Messenger RNA from Scheffersomyces coipomensis, 1564 nucleotides. It is a transcript of the gene HAT2, whose product is annotated as Hat2p. The transcript has a single exon. Gene Ontology annotation, biological process: regulation of DNA-templated transcription; chromatin remodeling. Bases 160 to 1347 code for a protein of 395 amino acids. Lineage: Eukaryota; Fungi; Ascomycota; Pichiomycetes; Serinales; Debaryomycetaceae. The record is from RefSeq and is a predicted model, not a curated record. Gene Ontology annotation, molecular function: histone binding; nucleosome binding. Gene Ontology annotation, cellular component: Rpd3L-Expanded complex; cytoplasm; nucleus.
AAAAUAAAACGUUUAUUAUUUUUCCCCCAACGCGCGUCCUCUCCAUUAAUUUAAUUCUUGCUCCCUCCAUGAAAAAUAAAUUCAAAGAACUGAAAUAGUUUUGUUGAUUGAACAACGACAAACGGUUGAUAUAUACAUAUAUAACAUCACUCAUCCACCAUGUCUGAGGAACCACAAGAAGAUACGGCUCAACGUGAGUUGACCAUCAAAGAAGAAUAUCAAUUAUGGAGGAAGAAUUGUCGAUUCAUGUAUGAAUUUGUCAGUGAGACAGCCUUAACGUGGCCUUCAUUAACUGUUCAAUGGUUACCAUAUCAUACUAUUGAAGAUGGAAUAAUUGAAUCUAAAUUAUUAUUAGGUACUCAUACUUCAGGGGAAGAUACUAAUUAUUUAAAAGUAGCGUCAACUCAAUUACCGUUGAAUAAUUCGGAUAAGAAAGCUUCAUCACGAAUUAAAAUUAUUAAGAAAUUUGAAAAUAGUUUUGAAAUAAAUAGAGCAAGAUAUAUGCCUCAAGAUCCAUCAAUCGUGGCUACUAUCAAUGGAGAAGGAGAGAUUGAUUUAUAUAAUAUCGAUAGUAAAGAAGCUAAGACCUCCAUAAGUCAUUUAACUCCUCAUGAAGCCAAUGGUUAUGGAUUAUCAUGGUCUCCCCAUCAUAAAGGAUACUUAUUAAGUUCAUCCGAUGAUAAAUCAAUCGUACUAACUGAUAUCAAUAAAGAUCAAUUGUUCAGUAAUAGUUCACAUGGAGAUAUUGUUAAUGAUGCCAAAUGGCAUUAUUUUGAUCAAAAUUUAUUGGGAUCAGUAAGUGAUGAUAAAUAUACAUUUUUAUUUGAUAUUAGAACUUCAGAAAAACCCAUAUCAAAAUUUCAUAAUCCUGAAUCUAAGGGGAUCAAUUCGUUAGCAUUUUCACCAUUUUCUCAUAAUUUAUUAGCCAUUGGUAAUACUAAUUCUAAUAUUAAUUUAUUAGAUUUAAGAAAAUUUGGGGAUGGUAAAGGAUUACUUCAUACUAUGAUGGGACAUUCUGAUUCAAUUACAAGUUUAGAAUUUUCUCCUCAUAAAGAUGGGAUAAUUGCUUCUGGAUCUCAAGAUCGUCGAUUAAUCAUCUGGGAUUUAUUUAAAAUUGGAGAAGAACAACAACAAGAAGAUGCUGAAGAUGGUUGUUCUGAAUUAUUUAUGAUGCAUGCGGGUCAUACUGGAGCUGUAACUGAUUUAAGUUGGUGUCCAUAUAAGGAAUGGACGUUAGCAUCAGUAGCAGAUGAUAAUAUAGUUCAUUUAUGGGAGAUUGGUAAAAGUAUCUUAAAUGCUGAUGAUGGUAGUAAUCAAAAUAAUUUAACUGAAAAGGAUUUAGAGUAAAGAAGUUUAUCGUAUCAUAUUUAGAAGUCGCGUGCUUAUAAAGAAAGAAACGCCUUAUAGUUAGAGUUACAGGUUAUCAUCAUUAUCAGUACCAUGUAGUAGUAUCAUUUGUAAUUGUAGUUAGUUGUAUAGUAGAUAAGAAAUAAAAAGCAAUAUAUAUCAUAAGUUGUUGUAUUUAUCCAGUAGCUUACCAUAUGACUCUUCGUCGCCUGUCUCA